GGGAGGGAACAGAAAUGCUGAGCUCACUCCCACUGGAUGGACCGUGCAGUAACAGCAGCAGCUCCAAGUCUAACUGAACUAAAGUACACACACACACCCUUACAUAUUUAUAAAAAAACAGAACAGAUUUGAAAAUGAUGAAGAAACAGUUUAAUCGGAUGUUGCAGUUAGCGAAUCAUACUGUAAACAGAAGUGAGAAUUCGGAGCUCCUCAGUGAAGAUCUCAUCCAGUUUGAAAACAGGAUCGAACCCACACGGAGAGCAACUUGCGUCACCUACAAGAGGCUACUAUCCUGCCUUCAUGGCCAACAAGGUGCAGAUUUUGAUAAGCGCCUGAAAAAGAUGCCGCUGAUGUUGCUGUCACAGAGCAUAGAGGACAGCUGCAGAGAAUUGGACAACGAGUCCCCCAUUAGGAAAAUGAUGGAGCUCUGCUGCUCAGUUGAAAAUACUUUAGCAAAGGUCCUCAUUGAACACGAACUUCAAGUGGAGAGGGACGUCCUGGACCCACUGUACAAACUCUCGGAGGAGGAACUUCCAAAUGUUCUCAAACACAAGAAGCAGUUGGCCAAACUAACGCUGGACUGGACAGCUGCCAAGAAUCGGCUGAACCAAGCAACAAAGUCAGGCAACCAGGGAACACCUGUCUCAUCGACAACAACUAAACUGGACUUGCUGAAGGAAGAUGUCGAAGAGAUAUGGAGACGGGUCGAACUGAGUAAGGAUGAAUAUGCAGCUGACCUUUAUCACUUUGCCAGCAAGGAAGAGGAAUACUCCAAUUACUUCUACUCAUUAAUGGAAGCACAGGCUGAUUACCACCGGAAGUCACUCCGAGCCUUAGAUGCUGCGAUGCCAACAGUGCGGCCAAGCCCCAGCCCCUCGGGUGGUUGCUCUGGGAAACCAGCCUUUGGACAGCCACUGGAGGAGCAUCUGAAAACCUGCGAGCGGGAAAUCGCUCUCCCCAUUGAGGCGUGUGUCAUGAUGCUGCUGGAGAAAGGCAUGAAAGAAGAGGGACUGUUCAGAUUAGCAGCUGCAGCUUCAGUCCUGAAACGGUUAAAAUCUGCUCUGGACAGUGGCUCCUUUGAUCCCAAUGAAUUCAAAUCGGAUCCACACGCUGUGGCAGGUGCAUUGAAGUCUUACCUGCGUGAAUUACCUCAGCCCCUCAUGACAUUUGACCUUUACGAUGAGUGGUUCCAAGCUGCCAGUGAGAAAGAUCUUCCCAAGAAGGUUGAGAGACUGAGAGAAGUUUGCACUAAACUACCACCAGAAUCCUACAAUAACUUACGGUACCUCAUCAAGUUUUUGGCAAAGUUGGCGGAAUAUCAAGAAGUGAACAAAAUGAGUCCAAGUAACAUCGCCAUAGUUCUAGGUCCAAACCUCCUCUGGCCCAGGGAUGAAAGGAAGGUGUCGCUGAUGGACAUGGCGUCGGCGUCUUCUGUCCAAGUGGUCACGGUCAUGGAGCCCAUCAUCCAGAACGCGGAGAGGAUCUUCCCAGAAGGACCCCAGGAGCAGCCAUCACCAGCAACCACAGAGGGCACAAAUGAGCAGUGCUGA
Molecule: messenger RNA, 1550 nt
Organism: Chiloscyllium plagiosum (whitespotted bambooshark)
Lineage: Eukaryota; Metazoa; Chordata; Chondrichthyes; Orectolobiformes; Hemiscylliidae
Source: RefSeq, a predicted model, not a curated record